CGGAAGUUGACUUGCGUGUCAAUAGCCUAUGCAUAAACCAACAUGGAGGAGAACAACAAAAGGGAAAAAAUAGCAGCUGCCAAGAAGAAACUGAAACAGUUUCAAAACUCUGGCAGAGCUCGCAGUGUGUCUCGGACAAGGGAGUCCUCCGACAGAGAAGUCCAGAGAGAGCCCUUUGAAAAAUUAAGUAGGACAUCAUCGCCUCAGCCUAUUUUACCUUCAAACACUAGCAGAAGACAAUCUGAUGACAUUAGUGCACAUCGGCUAGACAAUGAUAACAGGACCACAGCCUCAACAGAAAGUCUUCAACAGUUGUCUCGGCAGAUUAACGGCCUUCUGUCUGAGGCUAGAAACAAACCUCAUUCUACUUCUUUAGAAUCCGCAGUCAAUAUCAACUGGGAAGAGGCGGCCAAGAGUGGGUUACAGGAACUUGAGGAGAGGAAUCGAGAUCUUGCUGCCUUGUUGGAGAAACAUGCUCAGGCCAAUGAGCAGCUCAGCUCACAGAACCAACAACUUCGAGCACAUUCCAAAUCUCUACAAGAACAACUUGAAGCAGAAAGAAAUUCUUUCCAUGAAAAACAUAAAAAGGACAUAGGGUCAUUGAAAGAGCAACUACAAGUUCAUAUACAAACUAUUGGGAUACUAGUAGCUGAAAAAACAGAGUUACAAUCUCAGGUGAAUCAAGUUCAGAGAAUAGCUGAUCAGAGAAUAGAAGAAAUUGAAGAGCUGAGUGGUCGACUGAAGGCUUCCAGACAGCGUGUAUCAGACUUGGAGCGGACACUAUCAACAUCCUCUCAAUCCAGUCACCAAUUGGAAAAGACUGCUGCAGAAAGUGCUAAGGAAGUUGACCGACUCAAACUGGAACUUUUUAAAUCAAACAAACAAAGUGAAGAACUGAAACAACAGAUUUCUGAAUUAAAGCAACAACUCCAGACCAAGGUUUCAGAAAAUGGCUCACUGAAUCAUUCUGUUGAAGAUUUACAGAAAAGACUUGAAAUGGCAGAACUCUAUGCUCAGCAGUUGUCCAGUGAGACUGAGAACUCCCAAGGGAGUGUCGAAGUCCUCAACAACUUGCAGAAAGAACGAGAUUCUCUGUUGGAACGUCUCCAUCAGCAUGAAGACCUAACUCAGCAGCUGAAGCUCGAGAGAGAUCAAGUCACAGAACAGUAUCAGCGCUACACAGAACAACUUUGUCAUCAGGCACAACAGUUGACUCAACAGAUCACAGUGCUAACAGAAGAAAGAGAACAAUUACUGAAUACACAACACCAGUUAGAGGGAACUAUCACUGAACUGCAGAAAAAACUGGAAGACGUCAGUAUUCCCGCCGCCCCUCUAGUUACACAAACUGUACCCAAAGAACUAACAGAAGAGCUCGACAAACUCAGGUCUCAUGUCAGGGAGGCAACUGAUGCAUUAGAAUCUCAAGUCAGAGACAAUAUGCAGCUGAGCAGACUGCUAGAGGAGAAAGAAGACAAGAUCUCCUCACUUGAGAGAUCACUCGAAGAACUGGGGGAGCAAGCAGGAGACAAGGCUCAACUCUUGGAGUCGAUACAGAGUGACAAGACAGCACUGAGCCGAGCCAUGACCCAGAAUAAAGAGCUCAAGUCUCAGUUGGCCGAGCUUCAACAGGGAUUUGUUAAGAUGAGUCAGGACAACAUGGAGUUAGUGACCAAACUCCAGACAGAACAACAUUCUGUGAAUGAACUGUCUGCCAAACUAGCUCAGCAGGAGGAUGAGAUAACUCAGCUGCGAGCAACACUGAGUCACAAAGAACAAUCCAUUUCCGAGCUGUCCCAGGCCACACAGGCUGCAGAGAUAGAGAAAUAUCAACAGAGUCAGAUGUCUGACAGGUUACGGCAUUACGAGGCCCAGGCCCAGUUGGUGGAUACACUGCAGAAUGAACUGACCUCUGCCCAGGAUAUGAUGGAAGCACUGACCACUCAGAACAGUGAACUCAGAACAAUGUUAAUCAAGGCCACAGAGGUCAAGUCUGUAUCUAAUCUGAAACAGGAGAAUGGAGAGGAGUCUGCUGCUAAUCCUCGAGAUGAAAUUAUUCAGUCUCUCCAAGAUACAAUCAGACAGUUAGAGAAUGAGAGAGCCCAACUUUAUGACAGUCUGAAAGAACAAAGAGCUCUGUCUGACAAUCUGGGCAUCAAGAUAGCAGACUUGAAUGAGGAGCUCAUUAAGACCAGGACAGAUAACUUAGACAGUGACAAGAUCAGCAGGGGAGAGUACAAUGAGCUGAAGAAUGCCAUGGAGAUGAUACAGCAGAAGUACAUGCAUGUGAUGAAGGACAAGGCUGACCUGUCGGACAAAGCUGACCAGUUGGAACACUUAGUAUUACAAUUACAAGGGGAGACAGACACUAUAGGAGAGUAUAUUUCCCUGUAUCACCACCAGAGGGCUCUACUUCAGCAGAGAGAAUCCCAGAAAAAUGAUUACAUCUCACAGUUGGCAAGAGAUAGAGAACAGCUACAGGACAAGCUUGGUGAGUUGCAGGCUCUAGUAAUGCAGCUACUAGGGGAGAGAAACAUGCUGCACAGCUACAACCAGGAGACCAAACUCUCCCCCCAGAAACAGCAGCCACAGCACCAGCAGCCACAGAAACACCAGCAAGCCAUGAGUAAUGGAACUUUGAACUCUUACAACAAUGAUUGGCCAGACUACACCAGCUCAGAGAGUGAUACUGAGAGUGAGGUGGAGCCCAUUGUUGGUGGCCAACAAAGGGCAUCAACUCCAGACUCUGAACCAUCACAGUUGUCCUUGGGCUCUCCAGAAGAGUCAGCAUUACAUCCUGCACAUAGGUCUAAUGUCUACAAUGGACAUACUAGAGAGGAGACUGAUGGUGGCUACUCUCCUGAUGAUGAAGAUAAUGACAUGCACCAGGGCCAGCACCUUCAUCACCACCACCACCACAGUCACCAUCAUCACCAGCACACUCCCCCUUCCUUCAGGCUCCCACCUGAAGAGGACAAGACUGCCCACAAGAUCCUGACACUGCUGACAGAGUUGGGUCACUCCCACAUGGUGGAGCAGAUCCCGCUUAUAGACAGAAACUUUCUACCCUGCAAAUUUUGUAAAGGAGCCGUGCAGAUAGUGUAGCCUCUCUGACCCACAUGUUGGCUGAGUUAAAGCUCUUGACUCACGUGUUGGCUUGAGUUGCAUUGUUGCUUGGCGGAACCAUUUCUUCACAUCCUUUUAAAAGUCACUGGUGCUGGAACUGUGCCUGGACAUCAUAACUUAGACAAUCUAAUCUAUUGCGUCAUUAAAACUCACGUCGGAAUAACUGGUUGCUCAUUCUUACUGGAGCACAUUUGAAACCCAAAGUUUCAGGCCAUCUUUUAGUUUUUGUUUUUCUUAUUUGUUUCGUUGCCUAUUUAUUGGAGUUCACAGAUGAAAAGAUUUCAGUUUUUAUGAAUGAUUCAUUGUGCAAUUUAAAAAGGUUUGUUUUAUUUCUGAGUAUAAAUUUUUAAGAAUUUGACACUUGGAUUAUUAGAUCAAGAAAAACACAAAAAAACACAUAAUCUGUUAUACUGUUAUCUGGGGGGUAAAUGUAUACCUGUAGCUGAUUUGUUUAAGUCAGAGGCCUGGAUAAAUGAGUUACUUUUGUGUGAUUUAUCCUGGAGCUAUGCCAUUGAUCAAAUGCAUAGAAGAAAGUCUGAUCACAAAUAAAAACAUUUCUUGGUGACUAUUUCAAAGGAUAAAAAUUAAGGUCAUUUAUUUGAGAGAACUUGUGUUGUGUUGUAACAUUGAGUUUCAGGACAAAUUGUUACAUAAGCUUUAGAAAUUGUCUGGAGCUCUUUUUAAGUUAUUAUAAUUUAUUAUUGUCUUGAGUAAACUAAUCAGCUUUGGACGAGACUGUGAUUAGUGCUAAGAUUAUGGUAUAACCUUGACCUUAGUAGUUUUUGUUUUUUUAAGACAAUGCGUUUUUUUUCCUUUGUGCUUAUAGAAUGUGUCAGGUGACUUGAUCCACUUGUAGACCCAGCUAUUUAUAUUCUUACCUUUAUUGCGCUUCAUCACAGUACACAUUUUAUUUUUGUGUCACAUUAAUCUGAUGAAAGAUUUAUUUUUUUAAAUUUCACAGUUACUUUAAAACAAAGCUCAGAAAUGGAUUCACUAAUCUUCAUAACACUUGACACAUUCCUACUGCGGCACACCAGUAUUUAUUGAGUCUAGCAUUUGAGUUUUCAGAUAUCUCUGUUCUCCUUCAGUCAUCUCUAAACAAAGUUGUGAGGAGUUCUUGAGAAGAUUGCAGGAUUUGUAGACUUGUUUAUGUUAUCACCAUUGCUUCUAAGUUUGUGUGCUAACAAAGAAACUGACUGGUUAGGACAUUUAAAGUCACCCACAUUGUUUGUUUUUGUAUUUUUUAUUUUUUUUUUGGUAUCAGUUGGGCAUAGAUAUUCUUGGGUUUUUUAUAUUUUUAUUUAGAUAGAAGUUUUCUUGAGGACUUGUACUAGCUAAAUUUAGGCUUUGUUGGGUUGAAAUUCUCUAGCUCUUUAGUUUAUGAUUUAUCAUUGAUCUAAUUCAAACAGAAGUAGAUCACUUAAUAUUUAAACAAAAAACAUUCUAAAAGUAAAAAUGUGUAUAUUGUAAAAACAUUUUAAAAAACAGGUGAAAAUCUAUUAUGGAUUAAAUUAAUAAAUGUACUCAUAUCCGAGUAAUUAAUUGCAAGCUAUCAUGUAUGACUGUUUUUUUUUAUAUAUUAACUGAUGGCUUCUUAUUUUUGAAAGAUAGCUGUGUAGCCUGAAUUCUAUAUCCAGUUGCUGAGUUGGCUUGACCUUGUCUUUGCUCAGGUCACUGUUUUAGUUUUGCAAUGUGUUUUUUUUUCUUCUCUUCCUCUACUUAAAAAGAAAUUCUGAUCAAAAUAAGUUUUAACAUAUAUGUUGGCACAAGUAUAUCUCUUUAAUAAUAAUCUUUAUUAUCCAUGAGGAAAUUUGUUUUACAAUUGUGCAUUACAAACACUACAUGAUUAGAGCAAACAAUUUGUACUAAAGCAACACAAAAUCUACAUUUCAUAGCCCAAUGUCUCUUCAACAUUACAUCUUGAAUUAACAUCAGAAAGUUCAAUUCUAGAAUGAUUGUUGCAAUCACUAGAGUAAAUCUGUGGAGACUAUCUUUCAACCUUUACAAGUUAAUGUGUGAAACUAUAACUGUCUAAGUCAGAGCAAGAUAGUUCUCAAGUUUGACCAAACUCAUUAGUGGUUCGUGUAACAAUGUUAAUUUAUUUGUUUAAACUGCAGCUUGUAUUCCACAUCUUGUAUCUCUAGUUUAAAAUACUAAGUGUACAUUUUGUACACAAUUACAGGAUUAGAUUUUUCUGUGUAUAUUUAACAACAAAGUGCUGGGUUUUAAAAGUACUCUUUCAUCCUUGAUUCACACAGAUCUCAAGCUAAGUCCUACAUCAACCUGGUAUAUUAAACUUACCUUUUUUUUUUUCAGUGUUGGCCAUCUUUUUGUUAUAACAAUUGUUAUAUAUGGUAUAUAGGUCACAGUGGGGCUAUCAUAAUCAGAUAGAUCCUGUAAUCUUCCAUUACUUUUGAACAAGGCCAUAAUACCAUAUUUAAAUCAAAUAUAACAAUUCUUGACUGUCAACAGUAUUGUCCAUCUUGCUGUUAUUUCUUACUGCUAUUCUCUUUCCUCUAGCGUAUUAAAAACCCAGCUGGUUUAGUUAGACUGGUUUUCUCUGAAUGUGAUAUACUGUACAGCUAUUGGCACAAAGGAAGUGGUCAUACUAUUGUAUAUAUAUAUAACUUGUAUAUAUGUAGACUGAUGUACACUUGGCUGUAUGUACACUUGGCUGUACACUUUGGGAAUAUUGAUUUCAUAACUCUUUUUCUGCCCUACUGUAAACUUGAUUCCAUGCCUGGACUCAACACAAAAUAUAAUACACUGUUCACUUGGCCUAUACAACAUUUUGACUAGUAUGAUCAUGAAAUUAAAAAAAAAAUGUUUAUAAACAUCUGGUAUUUAUUUAAUAUUUUAUUCAUUUUUUUUUUCUCUCUUCUUAGGAUUUUAUUGUUUCAUUCUGAUUGCUUCUAAUGUAACAUCAAUGUGACUUUUUCAAUCUGCUUACUUUUAAUGUAAAGUCAAUAUGACUUUUUCAAUCUGUUUACUUGUAAUGUAAAGUCAAUGUGACAAAGAGUUUCCUUCAGCUGUGUCACAGUUAAGUAGUAAUCUUAAAAAGUCCCAGUCAACAAUGAGUUGACAAACUGCUGUUCUGUCCUGGUCUAUGCUUCACUGUUUAGUUUGUUCUCUGAUGAUGCCCUAAUGUUGUUCUAACACACUGUUAUUAAUAUUUCUUUUCCAAUAACGUCAGACAAGAAUAAAGUCCAUAACAACUUU
Molecule: messenger RNA, 6345 nt
Organism: Biomphalaria glabrata
Lineage: Eukaryota; Metazoa; Mollusca; Gastropoda; Planorbidae
Product: golgin subfamily A member 2-like
Exons: 27
Coding region: 43-3105 (1020 amino acids)
Biological process (GO): Golgi organization
Cellular component (GO): Golgi cisterna membrane; Golgi apparatus; cis-Golgi network
Source: RefSeq, a predicted model, not a curated record